ACCAAGGCAGCUCAGAGGCUUGGAGGGUGGAAUAUUUUGAAGACAUCAGUCAAAGCAGUUUGGGAAACCUUAAGCUGGCAACUGAGACUGUUUGUGAAGUCACUUCAGUGGAUGGCCCCAGAAGUGGCGGCCAAAUGGAAAUUGGGUCACAUGACCGCCUCCAGGAAGGCGCGCUGAACCUGGAACUGGCCAAUGGAGUGAAUCGCUACUGUACUGAUGAUGAAGAAUCUAUGGAAACGGAGCAGCAGAGGGCAGAAAGCAUCCCUCCAAGAAAGUGCUGGGUGGCAGGAAAAGGCAAAGUUAGUGACACCCAACAAAAGCAGCCAUGUUGGAAGAGCAGCAGUGGUUCAACCCCUGGAGAGCCUGUGCACCAUGCAAACAUGGAGGAUGCCCACAAUCUGGUGGCUUUUUCCGCUAUUGCUGGCUCCUUGCCUCCCUCUUCUUCCUCAUCCUACCUUCUUGCGCAGCCUAACACAGCCCAGUUAUAUGAAAGGUUCGCCCAGGAGAAGGGUGCUGAGGGGGCUCAGGCCAGAAUCUCUGCAGGUGUUCCUGAGGGAAGGCAUCAAACUCCAGAAGACCUGAACACGCUACAGACAGCACUGAGCCAAGCCAAACACGGACACAAGCCCGCUAACUGCAACUGUGAUGGGCCUGACUGUCCAGACUACCUUGAGUGGCUGGAUAAGAAGAUUAAGUUGGCAACCAGCGAGGACCAAGGUGCCCCCAAGACCACUGAUGCUCCCCCACACUUAGACCCUCAUCUACAACAACCCCGUUUGCAGCAUCAACCUCAGCCCUACACCCAGGUGAAUGGUGGCCACCAUCUUUCUACUUCAUACUCUCAGCAGCUACAGGGAUCUCAAGGCCCAUACCCAGACCAGGUGCCCUGCUCCAAACCCCCAAUUCCUUGCUCACCCCAGGUGCUCUCCCUAGCCAAGGCAAAGAACAUAAAUCUUCAGACAGCUAUUGCCAUUGAAGCCCUGACCCAGUUAUCUGGUACCAAUCCACAAGCUGUUGGCAUUCCUGGUCAAAGCCCUUACAACAGUAACCUUCAUCACCACCAACAUACCCAGAAUCUCCCAUCCCAGCCACCCAAUGGCUCUAGCUUGAUUCUACACUCUCCCGGCACCCACUCAUCAUCCUCACGUUGCCAGUCCGUCCCCCCAGGAAUACACACCAGCCAGCAGGCUCCAGUGUCCUUUGAGCACCACAGGCCCCAGUCACAGGGCCAGCCACCUCAUGCUUCCCCUCUCCCCUCCUCUACCUCUCCCUUCCCAGGUCAGGGAAAACCUCCAGGCUUCAGCCACAGUCCCCAACAAUGGCAGAAGGGCCCAGACAGAGGCUCUGAACAGAGGAAUUCAUGGAUGUGUAUUAAGUCUGAGCCCAAGUCUCACUUUGCUGCUGCACCUCACAGUAGCUCAGACCCUAUGUCAGAGCUCAAACAGCUGCUUGGGGACACCAGUGGCACGUUCAGCAAUGCUCCUUUCAAGCUUCCAGUCACACAGCAGCUCAGCUUGAACCAGAAUGGAGGUAUCCAGGCCCAGGAUAACCCAGCACUGUCCAGGUUAAAGCAAGAGCAAGACUCUGGUGAGCACUAUCAUCAUGCUGCAUCCAUGGGACAUUAUGGCAUGGCUAAUGGUCAGCAGCAGGGUCAGCACUACCCUGGCACUCACAUGUCACCGGGCCAAGCAGUCAUCAGCCACUCCACUCAGGCAGCUCUACAACAGCACCUUCACUACAAGAGGAAUCUCUUCUCUAACCACUCCCCUGGCUUUGGAGCACCAGGCCCAUCUGCACCUUUGGCUUGCCAAAGCUUGAAAAAAUGGUGGCCACAGAUGGAGGCAGAAGGUUUGCCACAUCUGGCCAUCAAGCAGGAACCUAAAGAACCCAGGAAGAAAAAGAGUGUCCAGGGGUCUCCUGUAUUAAAAGGUAUAAGUGGGAUGCUUGCAAGCUCUCCCUUGCCCAAACCCAAACAGAUAAUCAUCAAGAAGACCAAGCAGAAAGCUUCCUUGCCAACGUUCCUGCCUCAGAUUCAGAUCAGUGUAAAGAAACCACCAGUCCUCAUGAUGGACAGAGCCCCGGCCCUGACCAGCCUGCAAGCAGGUUGUUUCCCUCCUCUGCACCUCCAUAGUAACUCCACUCAGGCUGCUGCUGCAGGCCUCCCUGCCCCAGCCCAAUCUCAGGUAUCCAUGUCCAACUCCUCAAUGACUCCCUCUUUCACCGUUUCUGCUUUGUCAGAAAACACUCCAGCCCAUAUGGGCCCUCUGCCCCCACCUAUGGCUCCUGCAGCCCAUGCUAAGUCAGAAGGAAUAGCUCCCCUGGCCCCCAGUAACACCAGCACCACCACACCUCUGACCUCCAUGUCUCCAUCCAGCACCUCACAAUUACCGAGUCUUAUCAACAUAGACCCUAAGUACGAAGAUCUGAUUCGCCAGUUUGAGGCUGAAUUUGGGGACGCCCCAGAUGCUCCUGCUGGUCAGCCAAAGGAGGAAAUUGCUUUAGCACCGCAGCUGGGGAAUCAGUCCCAGACCAGUCCCCGGGACCUCAGUACCACAUCAUCAUCCACGUCCCAGUCAGCUCCCUCAGUUCUCACCACUCAAGCUAGCUCCACACCUCAUCACACUGAUCAGGAGAUGGAUGCUCACAAGGAUGAGUCAGGGACCCAAAGUGAAUCAGCCAUGACCCAGGCUUCCACAGAGACCCCUGUGAAGGAGGAGUGUGAGGGGCCCCUCCAUGUCUCUCUGCAGCAUGAGGCAAUGCUGGACAAGCAGCAGCAACCCAGUGUGACAGAGGAUCAUUUCAGCAUUCCUUGUUCCCCGCUGCCUAAACGCAUGAAGAUUGAAACCUCGGGUGAUAUAACAGUGCUGUCCACCACAUGCUAUUCUGAGGAGGACACCCCGACAAAGGACAGUCUGCCUUCUUCUCCAUCUCUCAGAGGCUUCCUCGAGUCUCCUCUGCGUUACCUGGAGAGCCCCACCAAGAGCUUGCUGGAUACUCCCUCCAAGGAUCUACAGUCAGAGUUUCCCCUCUGUACCUGUGUGGAACAAAUCCAGGAGAAAGACGAAGGACCCUACUACAAUCACCUGGGAUCUGGACCUACUGUUGCAUCCAUCCGAACUCUGAUGGAGACCAGGUAUGGAGAGAAAGGGGAGGCUGUCCGGAUUGAGAAGGUGGUGUACACAGGCAGAGAGGGAAAGAGUUCACGAGGAUGUCCCAUCGCCAAGUGGGUCAUCCGCCGUGGCAGUGAGACAGAGAAACUGCUUUGCCUGGUGCGUGAGCGUAAUGGCCACCACUGUGCCAACGCUGUCAUCAUCAUCCUCAUUAUGGCCUGGGAAGGUGUCCCGAAGAUGCUGGCCGACAAGCUGUACCGUGAGCUCAGCGACAGCCUCACCAAAUACGGCAACGCCACCAGCCGACGCUGUGGCCUGAAUGAUGACCGUACCUGUGCAUGUCAAGGCAAGGAUUCCGAGAGUUGUGGUGCUUCCUUCUCCUUUGGCUGCUCGUGGAGUAUGUACUUUAAUGGCUGCAAGUACGCUCGAAGCAAAUUGCCGCGCAAGUUCAGGCUACAAGGAGAUCGCCCUGAAGAGGAGGAGAAACUCAGGGAUAACUUUCAGGAUCUUGCAACUGAGGUGGCUCCUUUGUACGAACGGCUCGCCCCACAGGCGUACAGUAAUCAGUGUCAGACAGAGUCCAAAGCUCCAGAGUGCAGGCUGGGCUUAAAGGAGGGCCGACCGUUCUCUGGAGUCACUGCUUGCAUGGACUUCUGCGCCCACGCUCAUAAGGACCAGCACAAUCUCCAUAAUGGUUGCACAGUGGUGUGCACUUUAACUAAAGAGGACAACCGUUCGGUGACGGAGAUCCCUGAUGACGAGCAGCUUCAUGUGCUGCCUCUCUACAAGAUUUCCCGGACUGAUGAGUUUGGCAGCGAGGAGGCCCAGAACCUCAAGAUGAAAACAAAAGCCAUCCAUGUGCUGCAGGCUUUCCGCCGUGAAGUACGCAAAUUGCCCGAACCUGCCAAGUCGUGCCGACAGCGCAGACUGGAUGCCAAGAAGGCCGCGACCGAGAAGAAGAAAAUUAAACUAAUGCAGCAGGCAGGGGAGAUGCCAGAGAAAACAGUGGUGAAGACUGAGGUCUGCAGUGCACCUCAACCCCAAGGCAAUAAAGCAAUUAUAAAACAAGAGAUGAAGCCCAACAUCAAGAAGGAGCCCUUCAACGGAUCAAUAGAUGGAUACCCUGUGCAGGCAGCAGACCCAUUCAACAACAUUUAUCCACACCCUGCCUACUAUGCAAGGGGAGGCCUCCCCCCAAAUGGCCAGCCCUCUGCACCUGAUCCAGUGAAUGGUUACCAUCCACCACCCAAUCUGCCCCCAGUGCACUAUGGCUACUACAACUACCCCCCUAAUGCACUUUUCCCCCCUAAGCUGAGAACCUACGAGGGUCGAAAUGGCCCUUUGCCCAAAGCAGGCGGUAAGGCUGUCCAAGUAGACCAGAAACCUGAUAUUCAGAGCCUUCAGGCCAAACUGGCCCAGUCCUACCCUGGCCACCUGGAGCAAACCAGCCAACCACACCAUAGCGCUUAUGGCCAGCCUGCAGAUUACAACCAGUCCCGUCCUUCCUCUGUCUCCUCUGAGCACUCCAACAGGGGCACUCCAGUAAUCAAACAGGAGCCUAUGGAUGUGCCCGUCUAUGAAGGCACAGUGCCGAGCCAGGCUGGUGCUAACACACCAGGCAACAUCAUCCAGCAUGCUGCUUGGCCAGGACACAAGCUUAAUGGAAGUAUCGCUCCCACAAACUGGGACAGCCAUCUGAACCAGAAACAAAGUUCUGAAGCCUCAUCACUGAACCUGGAAAAGCAGCAGUUCCACCAACACUCACUGCAGCGGCAGUCCUCUCCCUUCCCCCAGCAGUGGGCAUCAUACCCAGGCUCACAUGCCAUGAUGGCCUCUCCUGCCCCAUCACCAACACACCAGGUACCUCUCUCUCCAUCUCCAUCCCCUUACCCUGGCACUCCGCUCCAAGGCAACAUGUACCAAGGCUCUGCACGUCCUUCCACCCCACACUCCAGCACCCCUCGCCCAGGUACACCACAGCCUGGCACCUCUCACUCAGGCUCAGUUACACCACAGCCAGGUACCCCAGACCCUGGCAACCCCAGACACUGGCCCAGCCCUGCAUACAGCCCUGGUUUGAAGCACAGCAAUCCUGCAGCAUACCCAGACAAAAUCUGGUCCAAGACUGGGGAGAGUCGAUGUUCCACUCCCCUUGGGCUCCAGGAGAAGGCCUGGAAGUCUUGUGGUGGUUCAGCGGCAGGCAGUACUCCGUCCCCUGCCCCUGAGGGCCGUCUCUUCCCCGAGGCCCUGCAGCAGUCAGAUCAGGUCCACUGGGACUUCAGGCAAGCUCAGAGUGACAUCGAGAGCAUCAGGCGCCGGGAGGAGGACGAGGUGUUCUCGGACAGCGAGCACAACUUCCUAGAUCCCAAUAUUGGGGGUGUAGCUGUUGCACCAGCCCAUGGCUCCAUCUUGAUUGAAUGUGCCCGUCGGGAAUUACACGCCACCACACCACUCAGAAGGCCUGAUCGCUCCCACCCCACCCGCAUCUCCCUGGUCUUCUACCAGCACAAGAACCUCAACCAGCCCAUGCACGGCCUGGCUCUGUGGGAGGCCAAAAUGAAGAUACUGGCGGAGCGAGCACUGCAGAGGCAGCAGGAAGCGGCUCUCCUUGGCCUCUCCCAGGAAGACAUCAAGGCCCUCGGUAAGAAACGCAAAUGGGGGGCUACAGCGGCAGGUGCGAGUCCUGGCCCAGGACAAUCUAAAGACAAGAGGGAAGGGCCAGUGACAAGGUUAGCCCCCACGUUCCACACCACCUCUAUGGUUACUGUGUCUCCCUAUGCCUUCACCCGCCUCACUGGGCCCUACAGCCACUUUGUCUGAUGUCAGACAGACGCAAACUGACUACAGAGUGGUGCAGUGGAGGGCUGGAGACAGUGAUGAGCAGGAUGAAUGUCUCUCCGCCCGUCUGACAGUCUGGCAUCUCUGAAUCCUGUCCCCUCUGCAGUCCUCUUGUAGGAGGGGACAUUUUUAUUGUUUUUUACCUCAUGUCAGGCAGUGGUUUUGACUUCAGACACACUGCCUGUGGUGCUCUGUCUCUCUCUUCCCUGGAGAGGAACUCCAUUGCUUUCUCUUGUUUGUAGAAUUUUAAUGGUUCUAAUUAUUGCUAUUAUCAAUAUUAUUAUGAUUGCUAUUGUUACUGUCAAUGUUGUUAUUACAGGUAUUAUUAUGAUGAA
Molecule: messenger RNA, 6283 nt
Organism: Limanda limanda (common dab)
Lineage: Eukaryota; Metazoa; Chordata; Actinopteri; Pleuronectiformes; Pleuronectidae
Gene: tet3
Product: tet methylcytosine dioxygenase 3
Exons: 11
Coding region: 135-5930 (1931 amino acids)
Biological process (GO): oxidative demethylation; positive regulation of transcription by RNA polymerase II
Cellular component (GO): nucleus
Molecular function (GO): DNA 5-methylcytosine dioxygenase activity
Source: RefSeq, a predicted model, not a curated record